AUAGAUUUUAAAUAGGCUAAUUAGAUUAAAAAGUGAGGGCUUAUUUAUAUAUUUUGUCAUUUUAAAGUUUAAGCAAUUUGAGUUUCCUAAUCUAGUCCUCAUUUGAAGGAUCACCAUGAAUACUAUGGCCAUGGGGAAGACCUCUCUCUCUCUCUCUAGUUUUGUCCAUGGUAUCUCCAUUGACGUACAUUUAGUUUCUUCCUGUAAAUCUAAUGUAUAGUUGACUGUUGUUAUACUUUUAGAGAAAAAAUAAAAAAAGUCAUUUUCACAAGAAGACGAAUCAAAAAGAGGGAAUCCGAUGGCGUUAGCUAUGAACACUUCGAUGCCGGUAGUCAUGUUCAACCAGGACUGCAGAACGGUAUUAACAAUGAGCAUACCUUACAUUGCCUUUUACGGAUUAGGUUACAUGUUGACCGUCUUCUUGUGCAAUGCAAUAUACACCUUAUUGCGUCGCUUUUCCCAGCCUCGCAUUAUAUCAGAAUUCAUCGUAGGGUUAAUGCUUGCAAAUGUAUUGUUCAUACGUACAUGGUUGUACAGCGAAGAAAUAAUUAAGACUCUAAACAAUAUAGCUGAUUUUGGAAUGGUCUUUUAUAUGUUCGUAUUAGGUCUUGAGAUAGAUCCUCACACGCUGAUCAAACCUCCAAGUAGAGAAUCGAAGGUAGCAGUUGCAGGAAUGUUUUCCACCUUAGUUAUAGCUUUCUGCGUAUCACCUUUCAUUCAUAUCGCCCAUUAUCCAACCCUUAGAUUCGAUAUAGCCUUCGCGGUAAUGACCAUCGGCACGGCCUCCCCUGUCUUGGCUAGGAUAAUCACGGAUCUCAAAAUUGGGAAAUCUGAUAUAGGCAGGUUCGUGGUUGCCACUGGAGUCCUGUCUGAUUUGGUUUGCACUCUUCUAAUUUGUGUCGGGUUUAUUAUUUUUGAUCCUGUCAAAAGUUAUGAGACAAGAAAUGCUUUUGACAUUACCCGUGUGAUCUUAACCUUGAUUUUUGAGAUCGGUGUGGCAGCUAAGUUGACUCCUCUGAUAAUGAUAUGGGUUAAUAGUGAAAAUCCAGAAGGAAAACCUAUCAAAGGGUCUCAUUUGGUGCUCUCAGUAGCCUAUGUUGUUAUUGUAUGUGGUAUUUCGCCGGUUAUCGCAGGCUACAACUCAAUGUUGAGUGCAUUCUUGGGUGGGUUGUUCAUGCCAAGGGAAGGAAGAAUAGCAAAGAUGAUGACAAGCAAAUUGAACUACUUCUUGACUGUAUUUUUUUACCCGAUUUUCUUCUUUUGGAUGGGCGCUGUUUCUGAAUUCAGAAGAUUUGGGGCCAGUCGAAUGGGGACAUGGUCACGUUUGUUCUUACCUUUUCUGAUUGCAACUGUUGGAAAAAUCAUGGGCACUGUCGUUUCUGGCGUUAUGCUUGGUUUUCAUUGGCCUGAAUCUGUUGCUAUUGGAUUGCUUCUCACUGUCAAGGGCCAUUUUCAUGUCUAUUUGGCUGUUGUUGCUGCAAAUAACAAAUUCAUAAGUGUUUCUUCGAGCAUGGCAUUAUUAUUUGCGAUUUUUCUGACCAUCAUCUACGCACCGAUGGUAGUGGCAAACAUAAUAGCACGAGCAAGGAAACGAUCACCAACACAAAGAAUGGCAUUACAAUGGCUGGACACAUCGGUGGAACUUCGAAUCUUGUUAUGCGUGCAUGGGCCACAGAACACAAACGCAUCGAUAAACUUCAUUGAGAUAUCGAGAGGAACAUCUAAUCCUGGGAUAGUGGUUCAUUUGACAGACAUGAUCGAGUUGACAGACAAAAUAGCAGCUAGUUUGGUCCAUGGACAGGGAGCUGAUGCUGUGACGGUUACGGAUAAGGAUGUGAUAGAUACUAGGGAUCAGAUAACGCAAGCGGCUAGGGUUUAUGUAGAAGAAGAUGGAGAUGGAAUUGGAGUGGAGAGAAUGCUUGCUCUUGCACCUAUAAAUAAUAUGCAUCAAGAUAUAUGUAUAUUGGCUGAAGAUCUAAUGGUUUCUCUCAUUGUAUUGCCGUUUCAUAAAGAUCGUCAACCGGACGGGAGAUUAGGCGUCGGCCAUUCCGGCUUCCGACAUGUCAACCGCAAGGUACUUCGUCAUGCACCAUGUUCUAUAGGAAUACUUGUGGACAGAGGACUCGGAUCAAUUCAAAGAAUAUCCCGAUCAUCGAUAUCCUUAAACGCGGCCGUCAUUUUCAUCGGCGGCAAAGACGACCGAGAAGCCUUAGCCUACGCCGGUCGCGUCGCUCGUCACACAGGAGUGAAACUCACCGUCGUUAGAUUCUUAUUAGAUACCGGAACCGAAGCAGGGUCCACACAAAGGCCAGGAAGACCCAGAAUGCAUCCCGAACAAGAAGAAGAAAUGAAACAAGAUGACGAAUACUUCACCGACUUCUACGACCGUCACGUGGCCGGAGGUCGCGUAUCCUACUCGGAAAAAUACUUAGCAAAUUCAAGCCAAACGUUCUCGACUCUGAGAUCAAUGGAAGGUCAGUUCAGUCUGUUCAUAGUAGGACGAGGGGGAAGAGCUAAUACGAUUUUAACAGCGGGAAUGAAUGAUUGGGAGGAAUGUCCUGAGUUAGGACCGGUUGGAGAUAUUCUUUCAGCUUCGGAUUUCUCGGUUGCUAGUUCGGUUUUAAUUAUACAACAACAUAAUCUUAGAGGAGAACUUGAUGGAUUAGACGAUGAAUUCUCUAUUAUGUGAAUUGAAGUUACAAUUUUAUUGAGAGAUUUAAUUACAUUUUGGGGAGA
Impatiens glandulifera is the source of this 2736-nucleotide messenger RNA. Its product is annotated as cation/H(+) antiporter 28. Bases 299 to 2689 code for a protein of 796 amino acids. The transcript is spliced from 4 exons. Lineage: Eukaryota; Viridiplantae; Streptophyta; Magnoliopsida; Ericales; Balsaminaceae. Gene Ontology annotation, cellular component: endomembrane system; membrane. Gene Ontology annotation, biological process: regulation of pH; proton transmembrane transport. The record is from RefSeq and is a predicted model, not a curated record. Gene Ontology annotation, molecular function: antiporter activity.